AUGUCGGACAUCGCAAAGAGAGAUUUCGAGAUGCUCGCCGUGGAUGGCAGCAACUACCUCACUUGGGCGACCGACAUCGAGAUCAGACUCGAUGGCAUGGGCCUCGAUCAUACCAUUAUCCAGCCUGAAGCUGGCAAGGAUGAGCGCACAAAGCAGGACAAGGCAAAGGCGUUGCAUUACCUGCGACACCAUCUUCAUCCUGACUUGAAGUGCGAAUACAUGACGGAGAAGGAUCCGCUAGUCUUAUGGCAGUCCCUGAAGGACCGCUUCAGCCAGCAGCUGACUAUUGUGCUCCCCAGAGCACAACAAGACUGGAUCAAUCUACGCUUUCAAGACUUCAAGUCUGUGGCUGCGUACAACUCCGCCUUGCACAAGAUUGUGACCAAACUGCGUCUAUGUGGCCAGAAGAUCACUGACGCUGAUAUGAUUGAGAAGACCAUGUCCACCUUCCACCCCGGCAACAUUAAUGAGGUUCUCAUGAACAAUCAUUCUGCCCGGCCUACUGGUUCCAUAGCUGUGCCUGAAGCACAUGCAAAUGUUGCUGAGAGUUCUCGCAACCGCAAGAGGGGCCGUGGAAAGGGAAGAUGGAAGGGGAAGAAGGGUGCCAUGUUCAAGGUCAAAGGAAAGGGAAAGCCCAAGGGUAGGUUCGACCCUAAGAAGGAAAGAGGUGACCACAGUGGGGAAGAGCAAGGCGAUUGCUAUAGAUGUGGAGCAAAGGGGCAUUGGUCCCGUAAUUGCCGCACCCCCAAACACCUCGUUGACCUUUACCAGCAGAGCAAAAACAAGAAUAAAGGUCAGCAUGAGUCCCAUUUCCUCACUGAGCCUGAAGCUCGGCCUGAGAAGCACGACGACGGGGUCGUCGGUGCAAGUGGAGACGUCCGAAUGGACGAGAGUGAGGACAACCUUCUUGAUGACUUUGAUAUAUUUGGAGACCUGCAGUAA
This is a messenger RNA of Sorghum bicolor (sorghum), 942 nucleotides long. RefSeq lists its product as uncharacterized. The record is from RefSeq and is a predicted model, not a curated record. The coding region runs from base 1 to 942 and encodes 313 amino acids. Gene Ontology annotation, molecular function: zinc ion binding; nucleic acid binding. Lineage: Eukaryota; Viridiplantae; Streptophyta; Magnoliopsida; Poales; Poaceae. The transcript is spliced from 2 exons.